Dermatophagoides farinae (American house dust mite) is the source of this 2539-nucleotide messenger RNA. RefSeq lists its product as uncharacterized. NCBI's taxonomy places the organism in Eukaryota, Metazoa, Arthropoda, Arachnida, Sarcoptiformes, Pyroglyphidae. Gene Ontology annotation, biological process: DNA integration. The record is from RefSeq and is a predicted model, not a curated record. Gene Ontology annotation, molecular function: zinc ion binding; nucleic acid binding.
AAUGGUAUUGUCCGUUCAAUUGAUAAUGAGUCAUCUCGUAAAUUGCUUUCCGGUGUUACAUAUAUGGAUGAUUUACUUAUCGGUUCUAACAAUAUCGAAGAUUUACGUCAAUGUGUGUCCGACGCUAAACGUGCUUUCUCGUUAUCUGGCUUCGAGAUGCAUAAAAUUUGUUCAAAUAUUUCAGUACCGGAUGGCACAUCUGUUAAUAGCGCUGGUUUGUUGGGCCUCUUGUGGAAUAUUCCUGACGACACUAUUAGUUUGAAACAUCGUGAUUUAUCGUCUUCUUUGUUAACAAAACGUAAUAUGUUGUCGAUAAUUGGCCGAAUAUUUGAUCCAUUAGGAAUCAUUGAUCCUUUGAAACUUCAGUUACGACUAUUGUUUUCUCGUAUCGUCACAAAUGAUUGGGAUUCUACGAUUGAUGAUGAUUGCGCUCGAGAAUGGAAUGCCGCAAUCGCUGAUUGGUCAAAAUUGGAAGAAAUUAGUUUCGAUCGUUAUAUUUCAGAAACGUCUUGUUUAUACUGUUUUGCUGAUGCUAGUGAAACUGGUCUUGGUUUUUGUAUCUAUUUGGGAAAUCAUUUGCUGUUUGGGAAGAGCAAAGUGGCUCCGAAGUCUAAGACAAUUGUCGAAAAAGAAUUAUUGGCUUUAUGUGGUUUGGCAAAGAUGGUUUCUCGAGUACGGAAAUUAUUGGAUGAUUCACAAAUUCGUCCUAUUGUACGCAUCUUUUCAGAUUCAAGAAUUAAUUUAGAUCGUUUGAAUUCUUCGCCAAAUCGUUUUAAAUUUCAUAUUGGAAAGAAGCUUUUGCGUAUCCUACAAAUGGUAUCGGAGUGUCAAGCAUCCGUUUUUUAUAUUCCUGGAAAUUUGAAUCCAGCAGAUCUAUUUAGUCGACCUAUUUCAAUCGGUGACUAUAUCAAACGAAAACCUUGGUUUCUACAAUCGUCAGAUUUAUCGGAAGUACCAUGUCCAGUAGUAACCGUUUGCUCCAUCAAAAAAGAAGAUAUGGAUUUAGAUUUUAAGAAUUUUCUGAAUCACCUUCCGUCUGUUGAAAAAAUGAUCCGAUGGAUUGAUAGAUUACGUCGAUGGCUUCCGAAGCACCGUCAAGAAAAAAUGAUUGAUUCUCGCUUCCUGUUAUUUCGUUGUUUUCAAAUGGGAGAACGUUUGAAAAGUUCUCAUGAUCAUUUCAUAGAUGAUCGUGGCUUGAUUGUUUACCGCAUGAGGGACGGGAUUAAUUCGGUUUGGAUCCCGCCGCGCUCAGCUCUGGCUCAUGCUUUAUUGUUGGUCGCACAUCGUAUGGCUAAGCAUAAUGGCGUUAAGCUUUCGCUAGCACAAAUACCUCCAGAAAUCAUUAUUGGUGACGCUAAUCGAUCUAUGAAUCGUUUGAUUUAUCGGUGUCUAAUUUGUAGAAGUCGUCGUGGAAAAGCAAUUACUGUUCCGUUUGGGCCAUCAUAUCAUGAGAUAGACGUUUUUAGCGGGCCAUUCAGUCGAAUUGCUAUUGAUGGUUUCGGACCAUUUGAAUUAAAAAAUGGCAAGAAAUAUUGGGGUUUGGUUGUUGUUUGUUUGUCUACGAGAUGUUUACGUAUUGGCGUUCUCGAAAAUCUCACUCCUUUAGCUGCUGCUCGUGCAUUAAAUUCUGUCUUCCAUGAAGUGGGAUAUCCUAAAUUCAUCCUGUCAGAUAACGGCACAAAUUUUAAGCCUAUCAAGGCAGCUCUAGAAAAAUCUGGUAUGUCUGUUGUUUGGUGGACGACUACGCCGUUGGCUCCUUGGCAGAAUGGUUCUGCCGAACGUUUUGUCAAAAUUGUAAAAUCGUGUUUGUCCAUGUAUGACAAAAAGUGUCGAUCAUUAUAUGUUGCGAUUCUACGCUUUAGAGAAGUGGAAUCUAUUGUUAACGCAAGACCAAUUUUGGCUGGUGAACGUCCGAUUUCAGCUCAUGAAUUCUGCUUCCAUCGCCCACUUCAUCUUAUUCCUGAGAAUGUUUCAGAUAUUAAGCCUGUCAAUUUGGAUCGUUUAUAUCGUUUCAACGUUGAUCUUAAAAAACGUUUCACAAAAUUAUUAAGACUCCGAUAUUACAAUCUAUAUCGUUUCCGGCCUAAAACGCAGCCUUCGUCUAUCAAAGUUGGUGAUUUUGUUUUGGUACCUGAACAAACUAAACGAGAAAUUUGGCCUACAGGGCAAAUACAAGAAUUGGCGAUAGGUCGUGAUGGUUAUAUCCGUUCUGCUCGCAUAAAUUUUCAAGGGUCAUCAUUAUGGCGCCCAAUUUCAGGUUUAAUACCAAUUUCGCGGGCGGAAGAUUGUGGUGUUUCGUCGUUUCAAUAGAACAAUUUAAUUCGAUUUGAAAGUCACCCACAAAAAAUUCGAUGCACAUUGAAUUUCUUUUCUUUCUUUUUUUUCAUGUAACCACUUUUAAAAACAGUAUAUAAAUCUAAAACAUAUCCAAUGAAAAAAUGUGAUCUUUUUAUUCGUUUUCUUGUUCUCAUACGAUUAAUACUAUCAAAAAUAAAAACCUAGUUUGAAAUAAAUAUUCGUUUUUCUGUUCUUUCGUUAU